Messenger RNA from Acyrthosiphon pisum (pea aphid), 916 nucleotides. Its product is annotated as eukaryotic translation initiation factor 3 subunit B-like. The record is from RefSeq and is a predicted model, not a curated record. NCBI's taxonomy places the organism in Eukaryota, Metazoa, Arthropoda, Insecta, Hemiptera, Aphididae. Gene Ontology annotation, molecular function: translation initiation factor activity; RNA binding; translation initiation factor binding. The coding region runs from base 147 to 740 and encodes 197 amino acids. Gene Ontology annotation, cellular component: eukaryotic translation initiation factor 3 complex. Gene Ontology annotation, biological process: translational initiation. The transcript is spliced from 6 exons.
AUCGACAGAACUCCGGACCGGACAGUAGCCACUAUAAUAUAGUCACUAUUCAGUAUUGGACCAGAACAUCGAGAUUCCAGAAUUCGAGAAAACAGAACGAUACAUCAAUAUAGUCGAUUCCAGAUAAGGCACACAGUCGAUUCAUCAUGGCGGUGGCCGACGAUGCCGUCGACAACAAAUUAUUGACCUCGGAAUUGACCGUUGACAACAAAAUCGACGAAGUAUUGCUCAAUCUCGUACUGCAGAAGAAACUCGAAGUGUCCACUGUCAUUAAAGUUGACGGUAUUCCUAAAACCGAACCCAAAACCUUCGACCGUCUCCAACGAGUAAUCACCAAAAUAUUUACGCAGUUCGGUAAAAUCCCCAGAGUUUACUAUCCAAAAUCUGAAAAGGGCGACACUAAAGGUUACUUAUUCAUUGAAUAUGAAGAACACGAAAGCGCAUUGAGAGCUGUUAAGAGAGCUAAUAAUUCCCGAUUCUGUGAACUUACUUUAUUAGUACAUUUAGUUUCUGACUGUAAAACAAUAGCAACCCUGCUACAGCCAAUACCAAGCUAUAAUGAGCCACAUUCCUCGAGUACACCUACUACAUAUCAUCAAUAUCAUGUAAACAAGAGUUUAUACAUUCGUAUUCAAGAUUGGAUGAAUAACGUUCCACAUAUACCAGAUUUAGAAAAACGUAAAAUGAUUGCAGAAGCCCAAUUGGCCAUGGUCAAGAAUAAAGUUUCCAAGAAAUGUUGAAGACUUUUAUUAGUUACCUGGAUAUUUGAGUAUGACAAACACGAAAGAGCCUUGGAUGCUGUUACGCAAGCUAUUAAUUUCCAACUAAACUAACUAAGUCAUAUUACUCAUACUUUAUUAAUACAAUUAUUUACUGACUAUAAAAGUGAGUUUAAUAAAACAUUUAAUUCAAAGUG